AUGAAACAAAAAUUUUUGAGGCCAACAGCAAGUCUAGGCGGUAAUUCAAGGCGGGUGAGGUAAAAAAAAAUUUUGGGGCAGGGGGGGGGUGAGUAAAAAAACUUUUGUCAAAGAAACUUUUUUUGAGUUUCUGAAUAUUCAAUCCUACCUCCACUUCUUUUUUUGGGGUUUUUACCUGCCUCUGCCUGCCUCCCCCUCCCCAUGCUCCAAUUCCCCAACCCCUCUGAUUCCCCUCCCAACCUCUUGUUUUCUUUCUAAAAUUCCCUACUUUGAACAAAAACCUAAAAUAUUUUUUUUAAAAACAUUAAUAUUAAUUCAAAAAUGUCAUUUUAAAUUAAAUUAUUACCUAAAUUUCAAUUUAUUUUUCAAAUAAAACCAAAAAAACAUCAAAAUCAGUGAGAAACAAUUGCGAAAAGAGAGAGCGGUCAGAGAAAGGGAGAAAAGGAAGGAGCUCUCUUCUUUUCCGAGAGAGCUCUCUUUCUGUUUUUGAGGAAACCCAAUCAAAAGACAAGUUUUGAGUUUAUAUAAGAAAAAGAGAGCUUUCUAAUCUUCGACUUUUAAAAGUCCAAUUGAGGUUGGUACUUGAUUCAGCUCAUGCAAAUGUGGCUGGAAAUUAAAAAUUUUGGAAUGCUUGAUCUUUCUGGAUUGGGCUGAUAUUUUUAUUCAUAAAAUGAUCGUUUUUUGUUAGUCCAAUAAAUCUAAUUUUAGGACGAUGAAGCCCUAAAGUUCAAAGCCAAGCUGAUUGAAAGUGGAAUUGCCCAACAAUUUCCACCUUGCAAUGACUUUCAAAGCUUUGCCACUUCGAAUAUAUCAUCACAAUAUGUGAAAAAACGAAAAGCCGAGCUCAUGAAAGAUGUUAUGAAUAACUUGAAGACCAAUAUUGUAGGUUCAAUGUAACAAUAUUAUAUUAUGUUGAAACAAAAGUAGCGGGACACUUUUUAUCUAAAGUGUCCCGCUACUUUUGGUUCAAACUAAUACUAUCUUAGCCUUCCUUACUUGACCCUUCCUUACAAAUACUACUGUACUCUUACGCCAAUUAUUACCUUUAUUUUUACCGUAAUACUAAUUUUACAUUUACCAUGAUCUUAUUUCUACCGUCACUCUAAUUUUACCGUAAUUCUACCAAUACUACCACAAGAGCUUUACUGUUACCACUACCCUUACCAGAACCUUGCUAUUCUUUAUCGUAUCCUAAUAUAACUCUUACUGUAACCUUAUUACUUUUCUCAAUAGAAUCCUACUAUUAUUCUUACAGUAACCUUACUGUCAUUUGUACCGUAAUCCUACUAAUAUUCAAAGUAACCCUGCUACCCCUACUGUAGCACCACUAUUACCUUUACCGUAACCCUACUACUAUUUCUACCGUAAUCCUACUAAUAUUUUCACCAUAAUCUUACAAUUACUUGUACCGUAACUCUAAUGUUACUCUUACUAUAACCCUAUCGUUCCCCACCAUUACCCCUACCGCUACCUUUUAAGUAACCCUACCCUAUCAUAAUCUUACUAUUACUCUCACCGUAAACUUAAUACUACCUUUACUGUAACUGUAUCGUAACGUUACUUUUACUCUUACCGCAAGCUUACUAUUACAACUACCGUAUCUCUGCCAUUACCCUUAUUGUACCCUUACUACUGCUCUUACCGUAACCGCUAGUAGGCCUUCCGUAAACUUACUAUAACUCUACCACUACCUCUAUCAUAUCUUUACCAAAACUCAAUCCUUACACUUCAGGGCUCAUUAAAAAAAGUGAAACAGCUCUACGACCAAUGCCAACAGAGCCCGGUUGUCACGAAACGUCGCUUCGUACCGGGCCGUGACGCGAAAGACGCCGAGUUCAACACAGAUUACCUGAGGCGAGGAUUGAAAGAAGAGAAUUUGGAAGAUAACAAUGACUUCUAUCGUAUUUAUCGAUAUGUACUCGCCGUGCUGUUUCAGUACGGUGCACCGUACUUGGAUCCGCUUGUACUAGGACAUACUGUAUAUAUCGGACGACCUGAUGGCCAAACCUUUGGCUAUGAAGACACUUGUGUGCCGCAGAUGGGGGCGGAUAAGUGUGAUGAUAUGGCUGAGUAUGUGCUUAACGUAACACAUGUUUACAAAUUCCCAAAAUUUUUCUACUUUCCGAGGAAUGUAAGUUGACAUAAACUACAUUUUAGUCUUAAGCCUAAGUUUAUGUGCUGUUUGAAAAGAUAGGGCUAAGGCUGAAGGGCUAGAGUCCAGCCUAAAAGACUAAAGCUAAAGUUAAAGGCUAAAGCCAAAAGGUUAAGCCUAAGUAGCUGGCUUAUUGUUACGGUCUAAAUUGACUUUAUCAGUAUAUUAUGUCUAUGUGUUCGAUCCCGACAACUGUGAACGCCCGCAAAAGCCUUCAAUCCCGAAAGAAAGGAGAGACGGGUUUUGGGAGAGGGAGAAAACAGUCGGUUGUUUUAUGGGUCUCUAGAAGGUAUACUGUAGAUUGUAUAAUAUAAUAGUCUUAUGUAUAAUAAAUCGUAAUAUCAUUACUCUAGAAGGAUUUACUGUACUUCAGUACUAAAUAGUAGUGAUAAGAGACUCAGUGGGAUAGGUCAGCGGGUCCAAACUAUCCGGACAAGGCGCAGGCUAGCGGUACUAGUUGGUUAGUAUCAAUAAGGGGACUAACAGAGUAGUAUACUCAAUUAUCAUAGGUAACUUAACUCCCAAAGUAUUUUACCCUUAAUAUUAUUAAGGCUAAGGCUCUGGGUUAGGGCUAAGACUAUUGCUAGGGCUAAGGCUAAGGCUAAGUAAGGCUAAGGCUAGACACCCAUUUUACAGUUUUCUUAUUUUACAUUUUUAGGUACAAUAUCGUAAGCAACUACUAGAACAACUCUUGUACAUCUUCGAAAACAGUCAAGAUUACGGUAAAUACGAUACUUGUGAAGACUUUAUUACCGAUGUAUUUCCGAUUUACUACCGUAAAAUGCUCAAUGAUUACAUGGAAAAGUCAGGGCACACUUUGUCUGAUAUUGACGUAGACUUCUUGAAGAUGUAUACAGAAGUGAUUGAGGCCUUCGAGACGACUAAAAAGGUACUAGACCUAAAAGAAGACCAGAAGGACAAAAUUGGAGAAACCUUGGAGAAAAAGAUCAAAAUCAUGCCCUUCUACCAUCCAGUAUACGAUGAAGAUGGCUUUAAUAACUACUUUGGUAACGCUGGUAUUGAUGUCAAUACGCUUUGGAGCAAUCGAUACAUUUUGAAUAUGAGAAAAUUCCUUCAGUACUGUUACGACCAUUCAAAAGGAGUUUACACUGCCAGUUUGAAGGUAAGACUACCAUACCAUACCCUGACUUACCGUAACUUAUCGUAACUUACCUUACCGCCUUAAGCCUAAAUUUCUCUAAUAAGCCUAAAGACAAGUUAAAUUUCAGAAACACGUCGAGAUGUUUGAAGAAGAAGGCAUACGGUACAUUGGCUUUGGCUUUGAAGCUAUUGACAUACUGUACUAUCAUAAAGCUUACCCGCCAGCCAUCAACUUUGCCAGCUUAGCCGGUGUUAUUGAUCAGCCUGCUAGUAAGUGUGCCGACUGUCCUGCCCUACCGUACUCUAGGCCUACCGUACCCUAGGCCCUACCGUACCCUAGGCCCUACCGUACCCUAGGCCCUACCGUACCCUAGGCCCUACCGUACCCUAGGCCCUACCGUACCCUAGGCCCUACCGUACCCUAGGCCCUACCGUACCCUAGGCCCUACCGCACCCUAGGCCCUACGGUACCCUAAGCCCUACCCUACCCUAGGCCCUACCCUACCCUAGGCCCUACCGUACCCUAGGCUCUACCGUACCCUAAGCCCUACCGUACCCUAGGCCCUACCGUACCCUAGGCCCUACCGUACCCUAGGCCCUACCGCACCCUAGGCCCUGCCGUAUCCUAGGCCCGUCCGUGACCAAGGCCCUACCGUACCCUAUCCGUUACUGUACUUUGGGUCCUGCUGUAUCCUAUGCUUUACCGCAUCCUAAGCCCUACCGUACUCUAGGCGUUACCACAUCUUAGGACCCAGUGUACUCUACGGACUACCGUACGCUAUGCCCUAUCAUACCUUACCCCUACCCUAUCUUAGGCUCUGCUUCUUCUACUCCUUUAGACCCUGCCGUACCCUAGGCCCUACCGUAGGCUAAUUAAAAAUGUUAUAUUACAGUAAACCAAAUCAUCUACAACGCCUACCAAAAACAGAAUCGCCUUUUCAUCAGAAGGAAUAACCUAGCCGGCAAGAAGUUGGACUAUCUAUCUGGAGAUCAGUUAUAUUUUGUCAACUUGGCUCAGACCUUUGUACUACGUGACAUUUCCUACAAUAUGCAAAAGUUUUCUCAACCAAAAAGUGCAGCUUGGGACUUUUUCAAAUGCCAAAGGGCAUUUUCGAACACCUUUAAUUGUAACAAAGGCAUGGUAUACUACAAGGAAGAUAACUGCAAGAUAGUCAAAGGACUUAUUCAACCCAAUUACGAUCUUUCUUAUUACAAAAUUGACAAAGAAUAA
Molecule: messenger RNA, 4484 nt
Organism: Bursaphelenchus okinawaensis
Lineage: Eukaryota; Metazoa; Nematoda; Chromadorea; Rhabditida; Aphelenchoididae
Source: the annotation of a GenBank genome assembly